This is a messenger RNA of Moesziomyces aphidis, 1437 nucleotides long. Lineage: Eukaryota; Fungi; Basidiomycota; Ustilaginomycetes; Ustilaginales; Ustilaginaceae. The record is from the annotation of a GenBank genome assembly.
AUGCAGCGCCUCGGCAGAGGCCAAGCUCUGGUCGCACCAAAGCGCUGGGCACAGAAGCUCCAUCAUGUCCACCAAGCACACGAAGCUGUCUCAUGUCUGACCAUCCCCUUGUCACUCGGUUUCCACCAAUCUCGAUCGGCCCUGACGCGCACAAGAAGCCAACGACGCACAAGUGGACGCACCUUUACAUCGUCCGCUUUGCGGACAGGCAUUCCGGUGUCCGAGUCGAAUCCUCGCCUCGUCCCACAAAGCCCCGUCUCGCGAAGAAAGUUCCCUCCGCCGUCCUUUCCGCCUUCCUUUGGCUCCAACCAGAUCUUGCCCGUACCACAAGACACAGACAGGCGUCUCCACAACAUCCUGGCAUGCUUCGACACCCCAGUACGCUUCGCCUUUGCCUAUGGCUCCGGUGUAUUCUCCCAGAAGGAAGCAGGCCCGGAGCACUCCAAGAGACCCGCCACCAAGGACGGAAAGAAGAUGGUCGACUUCAUCAUGGCCGUCACGCACCCACAGCACUGGCAUUCGCUCAACAUGGCGCAGCAUCCAAAACACUACUCGAUGUUCAGCAGGCUCCUGGGCGGCCUCGGCAUCGGCCUAAUUCAACCCGUCGGCGCCAAAAUCUGGUACAAUCCAUACAUCACGCUCGAAGACGAACUGGUAAAGUACGGCGUCAUCAGCGUCGAUGAUCUUUGCACCGAUCUGCUCGACUGGGAGACCCUCUAUGUCAGUGGUCGGAUGCACAAGCCGGUGGCGCUCGUCACCUCGGACGCCCGUGUGCGUCUGGCCCAGCAAGUCAACCUUGCCUCGGCCUUGCGCACCGCCCUCCUUCUCUUGCCCGCCCAGUUCUCCGAGGUAGAGCUGUAUACGCGCAUCGCAUCGCUCAGCUACACCGGCGACUUCCGCAUGUCGGUGCCUGGCGGAGAAAACUCGAACAAGGUGCGCAACAUCGUGCUCAACCAGCGCCAAGAGUUCCGACACCUCUACGCCGGCCUCAUGCGCAACUUGGGCACUCUCUCGGUCGAAGAGGUCGGACAAAAUCGCUACAGCAUCCAUCAGGAUGACUCGAUUGCCACUCGCGCCUCGUAUGCAGCGCGUCUUCCACGAUGCCUGCGCCAAAAGAUACAAGACUACUACACAGCACGACCGGACCUCGAUCCAGCCUUCCUCAAACUGUCUUUAUCCAAGACCCUCGACACUGUCCCGCGCGAACCAUCUCGCAUCGAGAGAGAAGAGACGCUCAACCAGUUCUGGCGCGCCGUCGUCCAGCGAAAGGACUUUGACCAGGUGCUGCUUCAGAUGAUCGCCAAGACCGUCAAAGGUCCCGCUUGGUCACAGUCAAUCAAAGGCAUCUACACCGCCGGCUUCACCAGGACCUUCCGAUACGUCGCCGCAAAGAUCGGCAAGUACUUCGAAGGCAAAAAGGAGGCCGAAGGUCGUUGA